GACGACGUCGGCGUGGGAUCCGACGUCGAUCUCCGAUCCGCGCUCGAGACCUUCUGCGAUAUUUCUCCGGCCAACGGGUACUUUAGAAGCACUAGUGUUAGGUCUCCAGAAGAGUAUGGAGGUGGAUGCGGUGUCGACCCCACCGGUUCGAAGAAAAGAGGAAGAGAUGAUGCAUGCCCAGGACCCAAAUCUAAAGCAUGUCGUGAAAAGAUGCGGCGAGAGAGAUUGAAUGAUAGGUUCUUGCAAUUGAGUUCUGUUCUUGAUCCUGAUAGGCCUCCAAGGUCUGAUAAAGUAAGUAUUUUAGGUGAUGCUGCUCGCCUGCUGAUGCAGUUGAAAACUGAAGCAGAGCAGCUAAAGGAAUCAAAUGAAAAGCUGGAAGAGACUAUUAAAGAACUGAAGGUGGAGAAAAACGAACUUAGAGAUGAGAAGACGAAGCUGAAGGCAGAUAAGGAGAGAUUAGAGCAACAAUUGAAGGCCAUGAGUCCACCUCCACCAGCAUUCAUGCCACAUCCGAUGGCUCUGCACCCCGCUGCAGCUUCAGCAAAUGCUGCAUUUGUUGCUCAGCAGCCUCAAGCAUCAUCGAAGGCAGCCGCGCCCUAUAAUGCUUUCCCCAGAAUGACUAUGUGGCAAUGGUUACCUCCUACAGUUCUGGACACAACUCAAGAUACAAAGCUCUGGUCACCAAACGCUUAGGCAUUUGCAAGCAAUAGCCAUCAUAUAAUUUUUUUUGCCGAUCCUUGGUCAUGUUAGCAAGGUAAAUUCCCUGGCAUGUUGUAUAACAACAGUUGACAUUGUAACCAUCUGCACCUAUUUUUCAAGAUUUCUCCUGUUUAUUGGUUUUACUAGCUAUUGUGUAAACGGCUUUUAUGUUUCACUACGAAGAGCUUGGUGUUACGUAUAUUUAGAACAACCGUCAGCUGUAUAGAUAAAAGCUAGAGCUUCCACGAA
This is a messenger RNA of Asparagus officinalis (garden asparagus), 948 nucleotides long. Its product is annotated as transcription factor ILR3-like. The coding region runs from base 211 to 693 and encodes 160 amino acids. The record is from RefSeq and is a predicted model, not a curated record. NCBI's taxonomy places the organism in Eukaryota, Viridiplantae, Streptophyta, Magnoliopsida, Asparagales, Asparagaceae. Gene Ontology annotation, molecular function: DNA-binding transcription factor activity; protein dimerization activity. The transcript is spliced from 5 exons. Gene Ontology annotation, biological process: regulation of DNA-templated transcription; intracellular iron ion homeostasis.